ACGUGGUAAACGGGCCAACCGGAAAGUGGUCGGAUUUUUCGGUCAUUUCCUCUCGUUCGGUUCGUCGUCGUGUUUUAAAUUGAUUUCCGUGGUCCGGGGAGACAAGGAAACAUUUUACUACCUCUUAUGUCGAAAUAAUAACCGAUUUUACUGACGGAGUUUCCUGUCGCAGCGGAGGAGAGACUUGUUUAGCCCGGGACAGGAUCCUAAUCAGACUGCAGAAGCCAUGAGGUGACAACUGUGACAUCUUGUAUUUUUGCUGACGUGGACUUAUGGCAAGGAUCACUUUUUCCUGCCUGCCGGCCUCUUGGUACUGCAGCGUGUCCCUGCUGUCUCUGGGCUGUGCUCCCAGACAGAGGCUGCUGCUGCUGCUGCUGCUCUUCAUCACCUCCGUUCUCUUCUUCCUUGGGACCUACCAGAGGCAGCUGUGGGGCCCCCAGCGACAGCCAGGGGCCCAUGUCAACAAGUACCUCUCCAUCGCAGAGUCCAUGGAGGCCACUGAUGUCCUCAACCCUGCACUGAAUUAUGGCAUCGUGGUGGACUGUGGCAGCAGCGGCUCUCGGGUCUUUGUGUACUACUGGCCCCCCCACAACGGGAACCCCCACACCCUGCUGGACAUCCGACAGAUGAAGGACCACGACCACAAACCUGUCGUCAAGAAGAUCAAACCUGGUAUCUCCACUCUGGCGAAGACGCCAACAAAGGCCAGCGACUACCUCCACCCUCUGCUCAGCUUCGCCGCCGCUCACGUCCCAAAGAAUAAACACAAGGAGACGCCGCUCUACAUCCUCUGUACUGCUGGCAUGAGGCUGCUGCCAGAGAGCCAGCAGGCGGCUAUCUUGGAAGACCUGGUGACUGAUGUUCCCCUGGAGUUUGAUUUCCUGUUUUCCAGUUCACAUGCUGAGGUCAUCUCUGGGAAACAGGAGGGCGUGUAUGCAUGGAUUGGCAUUAACUUUGUUCUGGGUCGCUUUGAUCACGCUGAUGAGGAGGACGCCACAGUCGAAGUGACAACUGGGUCUCAGAACCAACGGCCAAUCAGCAGGCGGCGCACAGUGGGCAUCAUGGAUAUGGGUGGUGCUUCACUGCAGAUUGCCUACGAGGUGCCCAGUGCCAUCACCUUCAACUCACCACAAGAGGAGGAGGCCGGGAAGAGUGUUCUCGCAGAGUUUAACCUGGGCUGUGAUGUUGAGCACACGCAGCACGUGUACAGAGUCUACGUCACCACGUUCCUCGGCUUCGGAGGAAACAUGGCCAGGCAGCGCUACGAGGAUCAGCUGGUCAACAAGACACUCAGCAAGAACAGGUUUCUUACGACACAGACAGGCCUGAGUGAGGACAAACCAUACUUGGACCCGUGUCUGCCGCUCGGCCUGUCAGACACAGUCGUCAGGGACAACCGCACCUUGUAUCUGAGGGGUCAGGGGGACUGGGCUCGAUGUCAGGAGGCUGUACAACCCUUCCUCGGCCUCCACAACGGCACCAUGUCCCCAGGGGGAGUUUAUCAGGCUCCCAUCAACUUCAGCAACAGCGAGUUCUAUGGCUUUUCAGAGUUUUAUUACUGUAUGGAGGAUGUGUUGAGGAUAGGAGGACAGUACAACAGCGAGAAAUAUUCCCGAGCUGCUACGGACUACUGCUCCACCAAGUGGUCAACCCUGAAACAGCGUCUGGACAACCAGCUUUUCGCUCAGCAGGCCGACAUUAGCAGACUCAAGUAUCAGUGCUUCAAAUCAGCCUGGAUGUACGAGGUGUUGCACUCUGGUUUCCGUUUCCCCACUGACUACCCGAGUCUGAGAACAGCCCAGCUGGUUUAUGACAAGGAGGUCCAGUGGACUCUGGGAGCCAUCCUUUUCAAAACCCGCUUCCUGCCUCUCAGGGACCUGCAGCAGGAAACGUUGCGGCAGAGCCACUCCAGCUGGCUGCGCCCCUCCUUCGUCUACAACCACCACCUGUUCUCGCUCUGCAUCCUGGUGGUGGUGCUGGCCAUCCUGCUCUACAUCCUGCGCCUACGGAGGAUCCACCAGCGGGAGCUGCGGCAGGCCGAGGCCUUGGACCUCCUGUGGGUGGAGGAGGGAGAGGCCCUCCUCCCCUGAGGAAUACGUCUUGUGACGGGAGGAUCCAGCCCUGCAGGAUCUUUUUACUCCAUGACAUGUGUGACUUGCUGUAACCACAAAUCUAAAACUUAGAAUGUGAGUAUGGAGGAUGGUUAAUAAGGAUCCUGAGAAUUACUCACCAGCCAAGGGCAUAUUCGAAGAGGCAAGAUUUUAUUGCAGGGAAAAACAUCACAGCACAGAGACUGUUUAAUGAGCCUGGAAAUCAAACUCGUCUGUAUAUACUUUGAUCGUGCAGCUUUAAACACAGAGCCCAUCUCAGAUUGGAAAGAUGUUCUCUGGGUUUCACUUUCUUCUUUCAAGACAAUUUUGGAUGAAAGAAUCACCUCUGCAUUACAGGAUCAAGUGCUACCCAUUUCUUCUUAGAUCUAGUUUCUAGUUUCAUGGCAGUGAAUCUGGAUUCUGUGUCUUGAUAAACAUCUUUACUGUAUAAUAAUCCCGGGCAGAGGAUUCAGGAUAGGAAUAUGGGUUUGUUGAGGACUUUGAAGGUCAUUCAGCAUCCAUUCUGUACGAGUUAUCUGAAGGCAUAUAGGACAGAAAAAGCUAAUUAUCCACAUGUGACCCGGUCAGGAUUCAGAUUUUUGCAGUGGUCUGAAACAAACCCAGUCAGCCUCAGCUGUGCUAUGAGAUUGAGGCUACCAUAGCUUGUUUCCAUGCUGUGUUCAUGUCAGAUUGGAUCUUCAGGUAACUUCAUUUCAGUCAGCACACUCACACUUUAACUCCUUAUUGCAACUAUAUGCAUUUUAGUUUAACAGUGUGGCUCUGGAGCAAAUCUGAGUGAGUUCAUAAAACCUAAACAUGACAGAGCCUGAGACACACAACGUUUUUCUUUCUUUUUUUUCUUUUUUUUAAAACAUGAAUACACAUUAAAAAUAUUCAGAAUUCACAUGCAACUAAAUGCUAAUGCAAGAGGAGGCUGGGGAGAUGAAGGGAGUUAAUAUUCAGAGAAAAGCAGCGCGGAUGCAGGGCGUCGUGUGCAGACUGACUGAGUUUAUAUAGAUCAGAUGUUGUGAGACAUAUGUAACAGUUGUUAGCUCCAGUAUCACAUGAACACAGCAGCACAUAGCCUGCAAAAUAUUAGCAUGCUCGUUUUAGCAUGUUAGCUUGGUGGUGUGACUGAAACAGCAGUGUAACAGGACUGUUUGCAUGUUACCGUGCUCAUGCUAAUGUUAUCAUUCACAUCAAACAGCUGAGUUGAAAAAGCUGAGCCAACCCUGACAGCCUCCUUGAUUUCUACAACAAACCUUUUUCCUCUGGCACCAUGCUGAAGCUAAACUUGACAGUUUUGCCCCUCAAGUGCUGAGAAUCUUAAAAUAGUCUGUUAUUGUGGCUGUGAGAGUAGGGAAACAUCUGCAGACAAAGAAAGCAAAGAUGAAGAAGCUGUCGCCGAUUUUUGUUUCACCCAAAAACCUUUGUGCAACAGCAUCAACAAAAAACCUGCUCUUACCAUCAUCUCACAGCCGAAACAUUCACACCCCCACAACUGAUUUAGCAUUGCUCCUCAGUGAGGUGAUACCACAGCGGGCGAUCGUUGUGAGUGCAGCAGCACUCUUCUACCAUCAGGGAUAGUGUUUCAUCUGCACCUCUGUCCGUCCCGAUGGGAUGAUUUCCUCGAAAGCAAUCCUGCAGACCAAUGAUGUCAGCUGCACAGCUCUGGCCUCAGAUUGUGCUUUGAUACUUGAAUGCCACUGUUGUCCUGCCAAGACCCCCAUCCAGCCCAGAUUUUUAUCAGAGCAAAGACAGAGCCAAGAGGCAUUUUAGCUGUAAUAUGCUGAGAGAUCUGCUCAGCGUCUGGAUGAAGGCGCUGAAAACAGACGACGACCCUGGAGGCCUGAUUUAAGCAAAUGCCGCCUGAUUUCUAAAUGCAGUGACUCCACAAAAGGGAAGAAUCUGGUCUUAUCCCUGGGGCCAGGAUGGAUGCUGGGGCACAGCAGAAAAAAUCUCAAUAUGUGCUGAACAUUUAAAAAUAAACUACUUUAAAGCCAUUUUCAAGGAAAAAAGCCUUAUUCUGAGAGAAAAGGGUUUAUUUUAUUGUUUUUACUGUAGCUGUAAAUGAAGCCACUGUUGUGCUCGUUUAGUUUUUUUCAGUGAGUCUUGGCAUCAUGUUGUGUGCUGAUGGACUGAUACAGCUGUGUAACAACCAUGACGAUGCAAAUAUGUGUCUGAGUAGCACCUGCUGAAACUUCCUGAGAAGUGAAAUAAUGUGUCGAUCCCACAGUGGGAGAUUUGUUUUAUGUCCAAAGUGAUGAUUUGUAAUUAAUUUUAUGGAUUUUUUAAAUCAGAGGGACGGGACAUGAUUCAUCAAAUUAAAAGAUGAUGACUCUAUUGUUUGAAAAGAAGCUGUUUUCUAACCUGUACUGUGCGAAUGUUUGCUUGUUCAAAGUGGAGCUGUUCGAGAGCUUAACUGUGAUUCCGCUUGUGCUAAAUAUGUUCUCUACACACUCGCUCUCCUUUCUCUUCUGUUCGUCCUGACACAGAUGAGUUCUGAUGCGACCUUGUCAAACUGUCAGUGUGAGUUUCUAACCUUCGUCUUCAUCUGUACUUCAAUAGCACUUCUCCACUCUCAGUUCCUGAACCAGUAAUCCUCUGACACAGCAGCCAAAAGUCUGAAAUCUGAGCUCUGACAGAGUCAUUUCUUUUUUUUUUUUAUUUCUGACGUCCUCGUUUACCUCGCGAUUGUCAAAAUGAAUCAAAAACCUAAGACCUCUUCCUUCAUCGUGAUGUGGAUCGUAGGAUUUCUGCUGCUCUGAUGUUUUGACUCCUGAUCAGUCGUUGAGUGUCUUUCCAGAGCUGGGCAUUGUGCAAUGUUAAACAGUAAAUCACUGAGGGGAACACUUGACUUUGAUGUUUGUGAUUAAGGUACCUUUAACAUCAAUGUGAAUAGAAACAGUUCCAAUCCAAUAAAGGAUCAUUUUGUAAUGAA
Molecule: messenger RNA, 5031 nt
Organism: Lates calcarifer (barramundi perch)
Lineage: Eukaryota; Metazoa; Chordata; Actinopteri; Centropomidae
Product: ectonucleoside triphosphate diphosphohydrolase 7
Exons: 14
Coding region: 273-2090 (605 amino acids)
Biological process (GO): nucleoside diphosphate catabolic process
Cellular component (GO): membrane
Molecular function (GO): nucleoside diphosphate phosphatase activity
Source: RefSeq, a predicted model, not a curated record